Molecule: messenger RNA, 1797 nt
Organism: Microthlaspi erraticum
Lineage: Eukaryota; Viridiplantae; Streptophyta; Magnoliopsida; Brassicales; Brassicaceae
Source: the annotation of a GenBank genome assembly
AUGGAGGAACAUUGCUUAGUUAUGUGCGGCGAGUGGCGUUGCUCCUCCGCUGGUCAGUGGGAUUUCCUCGUCGACAAGAAUCUGAUGUCACGAGUCAUUGUUGUUCAAGUCGGCAUUAGCCUGGAGGAGCUGAAGAAUCGUGUUGUUGUUGAGUUUUUUCCUCACGGAAAGUCUUGCCUUACGGUUGCGCUUAGUUACUGGCCACCAAACACGACAGAGCUGGCGACAGGUAUCAGGACACCUCCUGUCAUUCUCACCAACGAAGGGCGUUCUGUUUCAGCUGCACUCGGUAGCUGCUCGUCCAGGGGUCCCGUCAGACCCUUUGUGUCCAGUCUCAUAGGACGAAAAUUUUCCUUCGACGACACCGGUUUCAAUGGGGCUGAUAAGACAAGAGGAUUUAGCGAAGGGUCUUCUUCUGGAUGUGUACAAACUCCAUCGGACGAGACCCUGUUCGAUGCCGAGCUGAUGGAAGAUGUUUUUUUCGGUGAUCCCGAGAAGCGAACAAGCUCCGCCUACGUGGACGGACUUACUGCAUCCGACUCCGACGAGAGUUGCGGCGAGUUACCUCCAGGGGCUCCUGAUGUACGCCCUGUUGGCUAUGACAAAGAAUUCUGGGAGCCAUUGAUCAGCGAUCCCUUUGGCGGUUCCGACGCAGUUGACAUAAUGUGUCCUCCAAGCGAUGGGUUCGAUGGGAAAGCUGCAGCACUUGGCAAGCGGCGAAUGAUAUUGUGCUCGAACAACGACGCUUUCGAUCACUAUGUCUUAAGCGGCGAUGUCUUGCCUGACAUUAAGACAGAAGGAGUUCCUCGUAGGCGUGUAGCAGAGACUCCACUAACUGACGAUUGUCGUCCACUGGAGCAAAUUGACGACGAGGAGUUCGACAUACCCCCUAUGUUUAACGACACUAAAUAUGUGACAGACGACAUACCGGAUCUGGACAUAGAGGUUUCUGGAGAGUGCAUCUACGUAGGCAGACUGUUCAAUAGCAAGGUGGAGUGUCAAAUUACGCUGGCUAUUCACGCAAUUAAGGAGAUGUUCCACUUCAAGCAGUCCACGACGAAGAGGCACUAUUUCAUUGUUAGCUGCGUUGAUAAGUUUUGCGACUGGAGGGUAAGAGCGAAGGAGGUUGGAGAUUGCGGUUACUACGAGAUAACGAAGGCGACACUUGACCACUCUUGUUGCAUAGAUACCCGUAAUGCAUACAGGAAAAAGUCUUUGUCGCGUGUAAUUGCCGCCGUUUUCAGGGCUAAGUACGGAGACCCUGAUAAAGGUCCUAGGGCUACACAGCUGCAACGGAUGCUUGCAAACCCUGGAACUGUUACUGAUAUAGAGACAGAGUUGGAUGUUGAUGGCAACAAACGUUUUCUCUAUGCCUUCCUUUCAUUUGGAGCGUCGAUCACUGGUUUUAGCAGACUUAGACGUGUCGUUGUUGUGGACGGCACUCAUUUGUUGGGCAAGUACAAGGGUGUUCUUCUUACUGCUGUUGGGCAGGAUGCCAACUUUCAGGUUUUUCCUCUUGCCUAUGCUCUCGUUGACUCUGAAUACACGAAAUCUUGGACAUGGUUUUUGCAAAGGCUAGAGAGGAUUUUGGGAGAUAGCUCGAGUUUGGUUAUAGUUUCAGAUCGCGCCACGUCCUUGUAUGCUGCCAUUGCCGCCGUCUAUCUGCUUGCUGUGCAUGUUGCUUGUAUAGUACACCUAGCUCGCAAUGUUAACUCUAUAUACAACUCAAAGGGUCUCGGGAAGUUGGUGACUAGCUGCUUUUGCCUACAGACCCUCAGCUUUCAAGCCUCACUUUGA